Molecule: messenger RNA, 995 nt
Organism: Benincasa hispida (wax gourd)
Lineage: Eukaryota; Viridiplantae; Streptophyta; Magnoliopsida; Cucurbitales; Cucurbitaceae
Gene: BIGYIN
Product: Tetratricopeptide repeat (TPR)-like superfamily protein
Biological process (GO): peroxisome fission; autophagy of mitochondrion; mitochondrial fission
Cellular component (GO): peroxisomal membrane; mitochondrial outer membrane
Molecular function (GO): protein binding
Source: RefSeq, a predicted model, not a curated record
UAUAUAAAUACCAAAUUCAAAUCUAGAAAGAUUGUGCCUUGUUAUUAAGAACUCCAAAUUCAAUUUCUUCAUCGUUAAUCAUCUCUUACAUUUCUUUCCCACUAAGAUUCGCAGCAGAUUUUUCUUGCACAAAUUGGAAACUUCAUUUUCUGAGUUUCUCAUAAUCAACGGAUUUGAUGGAGGCGAAGAUUGGCAAAUUGUUCGAGUCCGUUUGUUCCUUCUUCGGCGGUGGCGACCAGAUCCCUUGGUGUGAUCGUGAUGUUAUCGCCGGGUGUGAAAGAGAGGUUGCAGAGGCCAAUGAAAGUGCCUCAGAAGAACGCAAGAAUGAAAGUAUUAUGAGGUUAUCAUGGGCGCUAGUUCACUCAAGGCAAUCUGAGGAUAUUAAUCGUGGCAUAGCAAUGCUUGAAGCUUCCUUAACCAAUUCUAAGACCCCUUUGCAACAAAGGGAGAAACUUUAUUUGCUGGCUGUUGGAUAUUACAGAAGUGGUGAAUAUGCAAGGAGUCGGCAGCUUGUAGAACAAUGUUUAGAGAUUGCACCUGAUUGGAGGCAAGCCUUAACACUUAAAAAGACUGUAGAAGAUCAAAUUGCAAAAGAUGGAGUCAUCGGUAUCGGCAUUACAGCUACAGCAGUGGGACUUAUAGCUGCCGGGAUCGCAGCAGCAGCAAGUCGUCGAAAUUGAAACAUCCAUUCAUUCACACAAAAAUAUAUGCACAAGUCAAGUGGCUAUCCUCAGGAAUGGCUGUCUGAUGUUUACAGUUUGCCCAUGAGAAGAAUCUCUAACAAAAUCAAAAUAUUGAAAGCAAAUACCUCAUAUAGUUCUGCAUUAUAAGCAUUUCUAAUUUUAACAAUAGAAAUCUUAUAUUUUCUUUUGUUCAUUUAUUUUUCUUUUGUAUGAGGAAUAAUUCUGUUUGUAUGCUUAUGUUUCCCCUAUGUUACCUUCUAAUAUUCUUGUGCACUUUCUCAAUAUAAAAAAACAUAAGCUUGAUGUUGAAAA